AUUGAUCAAGUAUUUUUUUUUGAACAAAUUAUUUUUGAAACACUAUUAUAAUCUAUUAAAUUUGAAAAUGUGCGUUCCUUUUCAAAAAACCGUGCGCUAUCACUUUGUAACACUUUUAUAGUAUCAAUCAACUUUAAAGUAACCAUACACGUUUCACAUAAAUUUUAGCUCGCUCUUCGUUGUCAUAAGAAUACUUAAAAAGGUUUCGACUAUUGCCUUGAAACAACACAUGCAUUCUACAAGGCCAAUUAAUUGUGGUGCAGUUGAUCAAUGGGAAAUUGUUUUUCAUGUUUGCGCUCUAAGAGUAACACUAGACCGGUGGCACAUUCCAGUGACAACGAAAAUUUAGACAAUGUACCAGACAAACGAGUUGAUGGUCUGGAUUUAAAUGAAUUAAAUCCCCCAGUGAUGGCCAUGAGUAAUGGAGCUCAUAAUACUCCUGUUAUAGGAUCAGUAGGUAGUGAUAAUUGUGGUAGCUUACGUUCCUCAUUUACCUGUACUCGUUUGACGUCUACAUUAAACAAGACCAAUAUAAAGUUGAAUAACUUUGCCACAAAAAGUUUCCAAACCAGAGUUCAAAAAUUAUUUGACGUAUACAAAGAUUCUGUCGAAGAUUUGAUAUUAAUUGAUGGAAUUGAAAGACUGUGUAGUGAUUUACAAAUGUCACCUGAAGAAUUCCGCAUCCUUAUAUUAGCAUGGAAAUGUGAUGCUCAUCAGAUGUGUCGAUUUACGCGUGCAGAAUUUUUUAAUGGUUGUCAUGCACUUCAAGUAGAUUCUGUGUCAUUGAUGAAAAACAAAUUAUCAGAUGUAGCAAAUGAUCUCAAUUAUAAUACUGAGGAAUUUAAAAGCUUAUACAGGUUUACAUUUAAAUUUGGAUUGGAUAAUGCUGUAGGACAGCGUAUUCUUCCUGUAGACACAGCCAUUGUAUUAUGGAAAUUGAUUUUUAAUAUCCGUGAACCAGAAAUAUUACAACGUUGGUUGAACUUUUUAGAAAGUCAAGAUAAUAUAAGAGGUAUUCCUAAAGAUACAUGGAACAUGUUUUUAAAUUUUGCUGAAUCCGUAUCAAAUGGGGAUCUUUCUAAUUACGAUGACACAGAGGCUUGGCCAAGCGUUUUUGAUGAUUUUGUAGAAUAUGAAAAUGAUCAAGCCAAUCAGAACAUCAGUGAAAAAGGAAUUGGAAAAAAACAUGGCAAUGUACUUUAAAGUAACAUGAAAGACUAUCACACUUUUUUUUUUUUGAGUUUUUGACUUGAAUAUAAUGUUUGAAAAAUACAUUAUUUUAUAAUAAUAACUUAAAAAUCAUCAGUACAUUACAAGCCCGUCCAAUAUUAAUAUAAACCUUUGUGGUCUUAAAAUGGCAAUAUUACUUUAUAAAAAAAAUCUGAACUUUAUAUAUUAUAUUAAGUUGGA
Molecule: messenger RNA, 1410 nt
Organism: Melanaphis sacchari
Lineage: Eukaryota; Metazoa; Arthropoda; Insecta; Hemiptera; Aphididae
Gene: SCCRO3
Product: DCN1-like protein 3
Exons: 4
Coding region: 271-1203 (310 amino acids)
Biological process (GO): positive regulation of ubiquitin-protein transferase activity; protein neddylation
Cellular component (GO): ubiquitin ligase complex
Molecular function (GO): ubiquitin-like protein binding; ubiquitin conjugating enzyme binding; cullin family protein binding
Source: RefSeq, a predicted model, not a curated record